Messenger RNA from Symbiodinium sp. CCMP2456, 582 nucleotides. Lineage: Eukaryota; Dinophyceae; Suessiales; Symbiodiniaceae. The record is from the annotation of a GenBank genome assembly.
AUGGCCUCGCAAGCGAAGUUCUCGUUCCUGAAUUCUCAUGGAGGCCCAGGCAGCCGACAACUACAUGGCUUCACAGGCCUUGAUCAGUCAGCUCCCGCUCGAUCUGCCUCGCUGCCGACGAUGAACAUCUCUGCGGGGUUUUCGAUGAAGCUAGGCAACCAGCUCGGCUUCAAUGCUUAUGCCAAUCUACGUGGCCCCUUUGUGGCCCGCCGCGACAUUCCGAUACUGCCGAAGAACCCGCGGGCCAUAGAGAGGGAGAUCUACAAAGCACGCGUGGAGGAAGUCUGGGUGAUGCCUGAACGACUUCGCCCAGAGACCUUGCCACCAGCAGGGCAACAGAAGGAGCGGCGCAUGGGCAAGAGGAUGGUCUCCGAAAACACGAACACCCUCAGCCAUGUGGAUACCUUAAUUUGGGGCUCAGACAUUGACAAGAGUGACGGACUUCUCAAGCAAUGCGACUCCGAGAUUUACCGGGGUGCUGCCGGCCUGAAUGCAAAGGCAGAGCGCACGCCGAUCUACGGCUACAUCCCUCCCGUCUGUUACCGAACCUUCGGCCCCGAAGGGCCCGUUCGUUUCCAGUGA